Messenger RNA from Fragaria vesca subsp. vesca, 1369 nucleotides. RefSeq lists its product as uncharacterized. Gene Ontology annotation, molecular function: minor groove of adenine-thymine-rich DNA binding. The record is from RefSeq and is a predicted model, not a curated record. The transcript is spliced from 5 exons. Lineage: Eukaryota; Viridiplantae; Streptophyta; Magnoliopsida; Rosales; Rosaceae. The coding region runs from base 4 to 1182 and encodes 392 amino acids.
UUCAUGGAAGAAAAGGAAAGCUCCUUCUCUGGCUCACUCGGCAACUCCGACACCGACUCACCCCCACCCAACUCCUUCAACCACACCCUCGACGUCUCGUCUCAGGUGGUCAACACGGCGGUCAACGUCACCUCAGACACCACACUACUCGUUCCCACUCCAACAGCACCACCACCAACAACAACAACAACAGUUGCAGCAGUUACAACAGCACAAGCACUAGUUGCACCAAACACAGGUGGUGUUGUUGGAGUUCAAGGAAAUGUUGACUUGUCUGGGAAGAAGAAGAGAGGGAGACCCAGAAAGUACGAUGCUGAUGGGAACUUGAGGCCGGGCCAGACCCACAACUCGACUCACGUGACUCACGUGUCGCCGCCGCCAGGGUUUUAUCUCUCGCCGGGUUCUCCCAAUCCUUCAGAGUUUUCUGUAAAGAAGGGAAGAGGAAGGCCGGCUGGAUCCGGCAACUGGCAGGUUCUUGCUUCUUUAGAUACAGCAGGUAACGACUUCACACCACAUGUGGUUACUGUUGGCACUGGAGAGGAUGUUGCAGGGAGAAUUCUUUUGUUUUCUGAGAAGGGUCCUCGAGGGAUUUGCAUUCUCUCUGCUAAUGGAGCUGUCUCAAAUGUCACCAUUCGCCAACCAGGUUCUACUGGUGGUAUUUUGACUUAUGAGGGCCGUUUUGAGUUGUUGUCUUUAUCUGGGUCGUUUACAGUCACUGAGAUUGGUGGCAUAAGAAGCCGGACUGGCGGCUUGAGUGUCUCAUUGGCUGGACCGGAUGGUCGGGUGAUUGGUGGUAGCAUUGCUGGUAUGCUAACAGCUGCGAGUCCUAUCCAAAUUGUGGUUGGAAGCUUUAUGCCGAAUGGCUGUAAGCCACAAAAGAAGAAAUAUCAUCGUGAGAACACAGUGGCUUCUCCAAUAUCAGGUGCACCAGAUACAGUCACCGCAGCAACACCUAUCUCGCAAGCACAACCUGAAACUGAGAACAGGUUUACCCCAAUAGUCCAUUUACCAGCACAAAGCCAUGGAGAAUCAGAUAAAGGCAUGAGCCAAAACCAGAACUUCAAUUUCACACCCACUAGUGCUCCCAUUUUCAUGCCUACUAAUGCUGGUUGGAAUGGAAUGGAGUUGAAGUUGGAACAUAGGCCAUCUCCAGACAUUAAUCUAUCUGUUCCGGGUAAUUAGAGUGAUAAGUCAUUACAGGCUUCACAGCACACGGUCAUGUUUUCCAGUCACAGACGUGUGUGCAUUUACUAGAAUAUCAUGUCUUAUGUUUGUAGCUUGAUGAUUGCUUCAUUUCCCAGGAAGACAAAUUGAGAGCAUCAACCUAAUCAUUCUUUAUCAAUUAUUGUUGUACCUUUGAGAUUUAUUG